AUGAACCACGCGCGCGAAAUGAUGCCAGAUGAAGAGCCGCGCCAGAAGCGGCAGCGAGUGCUUGCAUGUAGGCGUUGCAGAAGUCGGAAGCAAAAAUGCGAGGAUAACAGACCCUGCACAAACUGUCUCAGAUCAGGUGAUCAAUGUAUGGCAACGGAGCCAGCAUCUCGCACUCUUGUUGAGAGCCAUUAUGUGCGCGCUCUCGAAGAACGAGUAGCUGAGCUUGAGAAACAGAAUCCUGAACACAACAUUGAUCACCUUGCCUCCGACCACGCUCAGCUUAACGGACAGCCCAUAGCUACUACCAGUCCCUCGAGAGAGCAUCUCUCAGUUUCUCCAGGUCAAACUCAGUUGCAUUCUGUCGCGCGUGGGACCCAUUCGAAUCCCUCGCCUAGUGCAACAGCAGCCAUAUCCAUUGAUGAUGACUCUGACACUGGCCUCGAUCAGACCAUCUACGGCCUCGUCACCUCCCCUUCGACUUGCGAUGAUGGACGUCAAUCUGCCGUGGCUGCUACCCCGGGGAAUGCUCCAGCAGCGAGUAAUGGCGACUUCCUUCAUCAAAACCUCAUCACCGCCAUGCCUGCAGAGCUACAGCAGGUUCUAAUCAACGCCUACAAGGAGCGUGCACAGACGCAAUAUCCCAUGUUGCACUGGAACAAUUUCCUAGAAUGGGUCUCUGAUUGGAAGACUUGUGCUGCUUCAGGUAUGCCCUCUCGAUACUGGCAGGGCUUUUUCGUCAAUCUCGUCUACUCAACUGCCUUACUACUUCUAUCCCUGCCACGUGUUGGUCAAACUGAUGCCAGGGUUCUUUACAAGCAAGGGAUGACUUUACUACCACAUGUGCUGAGGCAACCUAACCCAAUCCUCCACGUACAAGCUUAUUUAUUACUCAGUAUCCACGCCCUUCAUCGGAGCUCUACGCCGCGGCUUAUCUCUCUAGCAUCAACCACGAUGCGAUACUGCAUUCAGUUUCAGUUCCAUCUCGCUGAUUUGGAGCCUGACCCUGUUGAUGUGACUAUCCGAUUAGAGAAUCAGCUUCGCCGCCGCUGUUUCUGGUGCGCCUAUGUCAUGGACCGGCUUGUCAUGUCCUCAUUCGAGCUUCCACCCUCAGUGUCGGACACCAUGAUAACGGCGAAGCUCUACGCAAAUAUCGAUGAUGAAGAUAUCGAGACGGUGGCUGCACAGACAGCAGCUGACGAGGAGCUACCAAACUCAAGUAAAUAUACAUCCGUAUCGUCUGCCUUGCAUAUCCUACAAUGUCGCCGCAUACAGUCUGAGAUCUUUGGAUAUACCCUCCACUGGGAAUACAAGUCCCGGUAUGAGGACUCGUUGGACUGGAGACUGCAGAUUCUCAAUGAGUUGGAAAGCUACAAGGCACGUGUUCAAAACUUUACAGAUCCCCAGUCUAAAGGCCAUACUUCACAGCGCUGGCUUGCUAUGAUAUAUCAUUAUACGCUAUUGACUCUUUACCGCCCAACCAUGGAUAAUGUUCUGGGUCCUGCUGGAGAUUGGUCAAUUCAAGCCGGUUCACAAGCCUGCCUCAUAUUUCGAAAGUCUCAAAUGGACCGACAGAUUGCUCAGGCAUGGCUUGGUGUAAGUCGCAGCUCUAACCAGUGA
This is a messenger RNA of Fusarium mangiferae, 1617 nucleotides long. RefSeq lists its product as uncharacterized. Gene Ontology annotation, biological process: DNA-templated transcription; positive regulation of transcription by RNA polymerase II. Gene Ontology annotation, molecular function: DNA-binding transcription factor activity, RNA polymerase II-specific; sequence-specific DNA binding; zinc ion binding. NCBI's taxonomy places the organism in Eukaryota, Fungi, Ascomycota, Sordariomycetes, Hypocreales, Nectriaceae. The record is from RefSeq and is a predicted model, not a curated record. The coding region runs from base 1 to 1617 and encodes 538 amino acids. The transcript is spliced from 2 exons.